Molecule: messenger RNA, 991 nt
Organism: Sipha flava (yellow sugarcane aphid)
Lineage: Eukaryota; Metazoa; Arthropoda; Insecta; Hemiptera; Aphididae
Product: zinc finger and BTB domain-containing protein 44
Exons: 2
Coding region: 258-947 (229 amino acids)
Biological process (GO): regulation of transcription by RNA polymerase II
Molecular function (GO): DNA-binding transcription factor activity, RNA polymerase II-specific; protein binding; RNA polymerase II cis-regulatory region sequence-specific DNA binding
Source: RefSeq, a predicted model, not a curated record
AUAAUAGUUUAAAUACAGAAAUUAAUUAGAGUUAAAGAAAUACUCAUGGGAAAACAAAGUAAACAGGGAAUACAGGGAUAACGAGGUAGUAAAUAUUGACGGAUUGAUAAACAGUUAUAAGCUGAAUUAAAAUCAAACGGACCGGAAGACCAGCUAAAGAGAGCGCCUCUCGUCAACUAAAAGGGUCCACAAAUUUUACCACGAAUGAAUAUUUUAACAAUCAUCAUUUUAGUCUCAUUACAUAACUGCCAACGAUCAUGUACCGUUUUAUGGAACCCGAUUUAACCAUUUAUGUAAUGUCAUUAAAUAACAGAUUGCGAGCAUUUUUAUCUCACCGAAAACUUCUAGCACAGUACAGUGGUUAUUUUAAAACAUUAGAGGAUUGUGAAACAAAUAAAAUAUUUAUUCCUGACAUUACAGAUGAUACAUUUUCAAUUAUAUUAUCAUAUGUAUAUACAGGAAUGCUAAAAAUAAAUAAUAUCAAUAUACAUUCUGUUCUUUUAGCAACACAUACCCUUCACAUGCCACAAGCAUCAGAUAUGUGUCGUCAAUUUUUGAUAACUCAAGAUCAAAAUAUAAUAAAACCUAUAGCAAAACUACCAUCAUUUACAGAUGCUUCAGUAAUUCAACAACCAAAUGAAAAUAGAACAUUAAAAAUAUCGGAAGAAUCAAAUUUCAAACCACCAAUACGUAAGGAAAAUAUUAUUUUGGAUAUAGCAAGUUGUGAUGGACCAGUUAAAUUUUACAGAGUACUUAACAAAAACUACAAAGGUGAUGAAAGGAAAUCAGCACAAAAGCAGUCUUAUAAUUGCAAAUACUGCAAUCAUCCAUUUAAAAGUAAAAGAAAUAAUACUUCUAUUCAAUAUUAUCCAUGCAGACAAUGUGGAUCAAAAUUUCCAAGUUAUUACUUUGUUCAUAAACAUCAAAAAUAUUGUAAAAAAAACUAACUAAUAAUAUUUUUAAAGAUAUGAUAGUAAUAUGAAAUAUUAAC